AGCGCGGCACGUCGUCGCGAUGAACCUUGAGCCGCAGCCGAUGGUGGACCGAACAGGGAACUCUACCUGCCAGCGUCUUCACGGAUAAGGCCGUUACAAGAGAUCACGCCGACGACACCGAUCCCGCAAGUUCGCUUGGAUUAGUUCGUUUUCACCACGAUUUUUUCCAAGUAGUACGAACGGAAUUCACCAUGUCUUUCGCAUCCGGACCGAGUCACGCAGCCUACACAUGGGCGGCGCAGGGGGGCGGUUUUGGUAAUCAAACGGUGGUCGACAAAGUGCCACCGGAGAUGCUCCACAUGGUCGACGCCCACUGGUACCAAUUCCCGCCGCUAAACCCUCUGUGGCACGCGCUCCUCGGCUUCGUCAUCGGCGUCCUCGGCACAAUCUCGAUCAUCGGUAACGGCGUGGUGGUAUACAUAUUCACCAGCACCAAGAGUCUCCGCACUCCGAGCAACCUGCUCGUUGUCAAUCUCGCCAUCUCUGACUUCCUCAUGAUGUUGUGCAUGUCUCCAGCUAUGGUGAUCAACUGCUAUUACGAGACCUGGUCGCUAGGACCCUUGUUCUGUGAAUUGUACGGCUUGGCGGGCUCCCUGUUCGGGUGUGGCUCCAUAUGGACGAUGACGAUGAUCGCAUUCGACAGGUACAACGUAAUCGUUAAAGGCUUAUCUGCUAAGCCAAUGACCAUUAACGGCUCCCUCCUUCGCAUAUUCGGCAUCUGGGCUUCCUCGUUGUUUUGGACAAUCGUCCCGCUGUUCGGAUGGAACCGCUACGUACCCGAGGGCAACAUGACUGCCUGCGGUACCGACUACCUGUCCAAGGACAUGAUUUCCAGAUCGUACAUCCUGGCCUACGGCAUUUUCGUCUAUUUCUUGCCGUUGGGUCUCAUCAUCUACAGCUACUUCUUCAUCAUUCAGGCGGUCGCCGCUCACGAGAAGAACAUGCGUGAGCAAGCGAAGAAGAUGAACGUGGCAUCUCUGCGGUCGACCGAGAACCAGAGUACCAGCGCCGAGUGCAAACUGGCUAAAGUAGCUCUCAUGACCAUCUCCCUGUGGUUCAUGGCAUGGACCCCGUACCUGGUCAUCAAUUUCGCGGGUAUCUUCGAGACGACCAAGAUCAGCCCGCUCUUCACGAUCUGGGGCUCUGUCUUUGCCAAAGCCAAUGCCGUGUACAAUCCCAUUGUGUACGGCAUCAGCCAUCCCAAAUAUCGAGCUGCUCUCUUCAAAAGGUUCCCAUCUCUGGCGUGUUCCGCCGAGCCGGCGGCCGGCGCGGAUACAGUGUCCACGACCACGACGGUUACAGAAGGCGAAAAACCUGCCGCAUAAAAUAAAUACGAUGCUGUACACAGUUAAUUUUUCGUUUUGACAAUGCAAUAGAUUUGCUGAAAAUGGACGUAACGCCGUGUGGUAUACUGUUACAUUCUCGUCAUAAAGAAAUCGCAUCAUCAAGCAUGUUGUAAAUAGUUGCAUUAAAUAACGCGUGCAAGAGAGUAUGUCACUAACGCGAGAAUAUAUUUAUAAUCGUGAUUUUAUAUCGUAAGAGAAAGUGUUGUACGGUCAACUGUGAUCAAAGCGAGACUUAAAAACGAAAGCCAAGCCAAUAUGCGAAAAGCUUUAAUCAAGAAAAAUCGAGGGCCAAACACAGUUUCAUAUUAUAACUGUUAGUCUAUGAUACAUUGUAUGGUUCGGCUGCACCACGAGACGAAUCUCUCAUAAAAAUGGCUCAUAGCGCAGUUUGUAAAUUUACAUCACCUCUUGAAAUACAUGGUCACUUUGGAAAGCAAACAUAAUAUAUACUAAUAUCGCUAAAAGUAUUACAUCGCCAUAAAAUGGCGAUGGUGUCUAAUUAAUUUUAUAGAAUUAAAUAAAUUCUGCAUGCAAUCACA
Messenger RNA from Wasmannia auropunctata (little fire ant), 1885 nucleotides. RefSeq names its product rhodopsin. Lineage: Eukaryota; Metazoa; Arthropoda; Insecta; Hymenoptera; Formicidae. Bases 192 to 1325 code for a protein of 377 amino acids. Gene Ontology annotation, cellular component: membrane. Gene Ontology annotation, biological process: visual perception; G protein-coupled receptor signaling pathway; phototransduction. Gene Ontology annotation, molecular function: G protein-coupled receptor activity. The record is from RefSeq and is a predicted model, not a curated record. The transcript has 6 exons.